Molecule: messenger RNA, 1618 nt
Organism: Serpula lacrymans var. lacrymans S7.9
Lineage: Eukaryota; Fungi; Basidiomycota; Agaricomycetes; Boletales; Serpulaceae
Exons: 6
Coding region: 46-1575 (509 amino acids)
Biological process (GO): retrograde protein transport, ER to cytosol; endoplasmic reticulum unfolded protein response
Cellular component (GO): endoplasmic reticulum lumen
Source: RefSeq, a predicted model, not a curated record
CCGCAUAUAUCGUGAAAGCAUAUUACUCCUGGCCUGCCCGACUCUAUGCGCUCUGCUCCAGCCUUCGCUCUCGCUGUAUGCGUGGGCCUGCUCCCGGUCCAAGCCCGCCUCCUCUAUUCAGGCCCAGAGGAUGUCCAUGCGUUUCCGAAACACCGCGUGACUUUCCUCAAUAACCUUCCCGUCUUGAACGAAACCGCCCAACGGUGGUUACGCGACGGCUUACGAGGGGGUGCAAGAGAGUUCCUGGACGAAACAUGGAAUGAUGAUGCCUCUUGGCAUACAGUGCCAUCCCUCAAAGAAAUCGGUAGUGGCGAUAUACACGGCGCUGCUGAAUCGUCUAAACCAUUCGAUGCACCCGCUUCGGGAUACAUGCUAGAGCACAUGAAAUUGGGACCGCAAAAUUCUUUCCUAUGCCUCGUUCCGCCCACACGUGAUAUUCCACAACCAGCGUCAGAAAAUUCUGAUUUAGAUGCGACACUUGGACAAAGUUGGUCUUUAUUACAACCUUUAUCCGGAAAGUGCCUAUAUCACAGACAAACGUGGUUCACGUAUUCUUACUGUCACAAUCAGGAAAUUCGACAGUUCCGUGAACUACCUCACGCACACCCCCAUCCCCCAGGAGGUUACGAACCAGCAGAAGAUCCUGAAUGGGAAUCAUAUACUCUUGGCCGCGCUCCUCCGCCACCAGAAUCAAGCCCCGAGCUGACAUUUGCCGAACAAGAUGCUCAGGUGGCCAACUUAGAGGUCGCCCGGGGACCUAGCUCACGCUACCUCGUUCAACGGUGGGGGGAUGGAACUCCUUGCGAUAAGACUGGAAAACCACGCGAAGUGGAAGUACAGUUUCACUGUUCGAUGACAAUGACAGACUCUAUUCUUCUUGUGCGAGAGGCUAAGACGUGCUCGUAUGUCCUCGUGGUACAGACACCCAAAUUGUGUGGACAGCCUGGUUUCAAAUCGCGCCUCGACACGCGUGAAGAAGCUUUCAUCCGUUGCCGCGAAAUUAUAGAUCCUCCCUCAGACAAAUCGUCUGAGGAACCGCCCCAAACCGAAUUGGCGGAUUUCCAUCAACAGCCUUUACAGACGCCUACUGAUACACUAAACGAGUCCAGCCGGCCGUUGCAUCUCACAUCGCGCCGAUCACCUUUUACUCUGCCCGUUCAAGAUCAUGUGCAAGGCUACACUACCCUUGGCAGCGGGGAAGGCUCCAACAAAAAGGGCAAUGCAUAUGACGAGAUGCUAAAGCGUACGCUUGAGGCCAUCUUGAGCAGUCCAGAAUUACAAGCAUUGAGCGGUGAAAAUCCGCAAGUAUUCAUUGAGCGCACAGGGGAGAAUGGCGAAUUUGUACUCGAGAUCGUUGAGGAGAUUCCUUUGGACGAAUUUGCGGAGGCGGGUGAUGCGAAUGUCAGAGAGGGAGAGCUGGACAUCGCACACCUCGCAGAUGUGCUCAGGAAAGCAGGAAUCGAGGUAAAGGGCGGGAAGGAAAAGGACUCUGCGUCAAAGGCAAAGUCCAAAAGGGUUCAAGAGGAAGAGGGGGAGAAAGAGGACGAAUCUCGACAGGGUAAAGACGAGUUGUAACUUUUAUUGAGUUUUGCAAUCUCAUUUGUUUAUCGUAUGGGAU